Colossoma macropomum (tambaqui) is the source of this 1478-nucleotide messenger RNA. RefSeq names its product EBNA1 binding protein 2 (gene ebna1bp2). The transcript has 9 exons. The record is from RefSeq and is a predicted model, not a curated record. Gene Ontology annotation, cellular component: nuclear periphery; preribosome, large subunit precursor; nucleolus. Gene Ontology annotation, biological process: ribosomal large subunit biogenesis; rRNA processing. Lineage: Eukaryota; Metazoa; Chordata; Actinopteri; Characiformes; Serrasalmidae. The coding region runs from base 1 to 927 and encodes 308 amino acids.
AUGGUAGAUAUGGAAGAGGAAACACAGCUCGGGCAGGAAUCGGAGGAGGAUUACUGCGAGUUAUCGGACGGAGAGCUUCAGGAGGCGUUUGCCAAGGGGCUGCUCAAGCCUGGGUUGAAUGUUCCUUUGGAAGAACCAAAGAAGGCCGUCAACAACAUAGAGGGUCUGAAGAAGUGCCUGGCUGAGUUUAAGAAGAACCUGCCAUGGGUCGAGAGGCUGGACCUCACUAACCACCCAGCUGUGGACGUUUUGGCGAAAAUCGAGGGGACGUUAGAAGAUAAACAAAGCAGUGGUGAAAUCAAUGCAGAGGAUGAUUUUCAGAGGGAAAUGUGCUUCUACCGCCAGGCUCAAGCGACUGUUCUAGAGGCCCUGCCGAAGUUAAAGAAGCUGCAGAUUCCUACCAGGCGGCCGGAUGAUUACUUUGCAGAGAUGGCUAAGACAGAUCAGCAUAUGCAGAAGAUCAGGAAAAAGCUCAUGCAAAAGCAGAUGGCAAUCGAGAAGUCGGAAAAAGCCAAGAAGCUGAGAGAACAGAGGAAGUUUGGCAAAAAGGUGCAAGUAGAGGUACUGCAGAAGAGACAGAAAGAGAAAAAGGCCAUGAUGACCGCGGUCAAGAAAUAUCAGAAAGGUAUGACAGACAAAUUGGACUUCUUGGAAGGAGAUCAGGAGGAGAAGAAAGGGUCAGCUGCGUCCAAGCCACAGAUGAGCAAAAAAGGCCCUAACGCUAAGAGGAAGUACAAGGAUCAGAAGUUUGGUUUUGGGGGCAAGAAGAAAGGCUCCAAAUGGAACACGAAAGAGAGCUUUAACGACGUGUCAGGAUUCCGAGCCAAAACCGCUCACGGGAAAGGAGGAAAGAAGUUCAGCAAAGGAGGGAAGAAAAACAAGCGACCAGGGAAGGAGGCCAGGCGGAAAAUGAAGGCCCGAAAGUGAGGGAUAUGUCCAGUUAGCGUCCCUCAUGUUGAUAUCUAAGUGGACUUGUGUUAAGACUCUUGUCCUCUGCACUGCAGCGGCGUCUGUGUGGGCUGUGGUUGACUGCUUUUUCUGGUGAGAGGACUCUGAAAUGCGACUCUUGAAGUAAUUCCUACUUCGUUAGUCUGCUUUGCGGUGCCGUUCAAGGACCCUCCUCGGAUUUCUUUUUUAUUUUAUGUCAGUUUUACUCUCAGCUGUUCUUUUUCUCUUUCUUUGAAUUGUGCAACAUGAACUAAUUGGAUGGAUGUUUUUCUUGUAAAGGAUUUUGUGAUCCUUUGUGAUCCCCAGGAGCUGAUAUUUUUGUAUGUUAAGCUGGUGACUGGACAGAAGAAAUGACGGACAAUCCCCAUGUUAUGUAGAUCAAGAUAACCCUAUGAUUAUAAUGUUUAUUUUGUAAUUUGUGGUGAAAACUGCCAUUGACUGUAAUACUGGUAAUCUGUCAGUCGUGUAGUGCGCUCAUUAUCUCAGUUAUGCUUGCUUUCUGAGAGUAAAUGGUGGCACAGAAACCCAAA